Molecule: messenger RNA, 855 nt
Organism: Rotaria sp. Silwood2
Lineage: Eukaryota; Metazoa; Rotifera; Eurotatoria; Philodinida; Philodinidae
Source: the annotation of a GenBank genome assembly
AUGCGAACAUAUCAACAAGAUUUAUCUGAUUUAUUUUUGGCUUUUGUUAAAAAUGGUGAUGUACGUAAUGAUAUAUUAAAAUGGAUUGGUGAUUGUUUAAUUGAAAAUCGAGGGAAAAAUAAAGAAUGGUCAUCACAUAAUCCUUUAACUGCUUAUUUAUAUGUUAGUGAUGGAUUUUUAUUGAAUUUAAAUCUUAUUUUACUUAAUCUUGCACGACCUUUUUCUGAACCUUAUUCAUCGAAAUUAUUAAAAAUUAAUCCUAUUUAUGCCAUUAGUCAAAAUGAAAAUGUUCAUUUAAAAGAUCUUUAUAAAGAUACACCGAUAAUUGUUCGUGAUGAAGAUAAUACAAAUGAAAAAAAUAAUACAAUAACAUUUAAUUUUAUAACAGAAAUUUUUUUUAUGUCACAUCUUAGUUAUUCAUGUUCAGUACAAAGACUUCAUAGAAAAUUAUUAAAAAUUAAUGAAGAAUUAUCACAUGUACAACAUGCAUAUAAUGAUGCUACUAGAUUACAUGGAGCUAAUGAUGAAAAUGUACAAGGAUUAGAAGAAGCAAUGGAAAAAGUUAAAAUAAAAACACAUAUUAUUGCUGUACAACAAAAAGAAAAUGAUGCAGUAUAUGAUGAUGCACCAGAUGAAUAUCUUGAUCCUAUCACAAGUACUCUCAUGGUUGAUCCUGUUAUGUUACCUAGUUCCCGACAAAUUAUCGAUCGUUCAACUAUUGCUCGACAUCUUCUUAGUGAUCAAACUGAUCCAUUUAAUCGAAACCCAUUACGUAUGCAAGAUGUUAUCCCACAAUCGGAAUUAAAACAAGAAAUUGAGCAAUGGAAGAUGUCACGACAUCGACAACAGUCAUAA